Athene cunicularia (burrowing owl) is the source of this 2008-nucleotide messenger RNA. Its product is annotated as acyl-CoA dehydrogenase family member 11-like. Bases 41 to 2008 code for a protein of 655 amino acids. Lineage: Eukaryota; Metazoa; Chordata; Aves; Strigiformes; Strigidae. The record is from RefSeq and is a predicted model, not a curated record. The transcript is spliced from 15 exons. Gene Ontology annotation, molecular function: oxidoreductase activity, acting on the CH-CH group of donors.
CUGUCAACCGAGGAAGGGUCUGGCGCUAAGAGCUGUUGGCAUGACACACUCCGGGCUUUGCAGGAUCAUGUUUACCUGUCGCCUGCCUUGGUGGAGAUCCAGCGCUACCUGCAAGCUAUGGCAGGCAGGUGGCUUUCUGCCUCGCGUCUGGGAGAGGUGCCAACCACCAGGUUGUAAAGGAAUCAACGCGACUGCGCGGCAGGGGCAACAAGUUGGCAUGCAGGAGAAACAAGUCUUAGAAGAUCUGGAUAUGCCCCUUGCAAGGAGAGAAAUGGAGACCCUCUUCCAAGAGCAGCCCGAGACUGGGAACCAGUAUUUGGAAGAUGCUUUUCUUCAGAGUUACUUGAAAACUCACCUUCCUCCCAAGGUACUGGAGGAGGUAAGUCAGGAUCUGGAGAGAUUUGGAAACCGUCUGCUAACCACGAUCAAACCUCUAGGAUGGGAAUGCGAGUUGAACCCCCCUGUGUUUCGGCAGUAUGAUGCCUGGGGGCAGCGGGUGGAUCACAUUGUCACCUGCUCGGCCUGGAGGAGGAUGAAGGAGAUUGCAGCAGAAGAGGGGCUGAUUGCCGAGGCCUAUGAAAGAAGAUACUCCAACUGGAGCCGCCUGCAUCAGGCUGUCAAACUGUACUUAUUUUCAAGCUUAUCUGGAGGUUUCAGCUGUCCACUGGCCAUGACUGAUGGGGCCGCCAAAGUCAUUGAGUCACUAGGUAUUCCUGGAUCUAUGAAAAAUGCUUUUGACCACCUGACCUCCCGUGACCCCAAGAAGUUCUGGACCUCUGGCCAAUGGAUGACUGAGCGCAGGGGAGGCUCUGAUGUUGCGAAUGGCACCGAGACAGUGGCCAGAAAGCAGCCAGAUGGUACAUAUCGUCUCUAUGGUUUUAAAUGGUUUACAUCAGCUGCUGAUUCUGAUGUGGCGUUAACCCUGGCCAGGGUAGCAGAUGCUGAAGGAGAAGUAAAGCAGGGUUCCAGGGGCCUGUCCCUGUUCUUCCUGAGGGUUUGCGAUGAGGAGGGGAAGCUGAACAGCAUCCAAGUGCAAAGGCUGAAGGACAAGUUGGGCACGCGGCAGAUGGCAACAGCAGAGCUAUGGCUAGAUGGAGCUAAAGCAGAGCUGAUCUCUGCAGAGGGUCAUGGCGUGGCCUCCAUCUCCCACAUGCUGAACAUAACUCGGAUCCACAAUGCCAUUGCUGCAGCAGCUUCCAUGAGAAGGAUGAUCAGUCUGAGCAGGGAAUAUGCCCGUAGGCGUGUUGCCUUUGGGAAGCUCCUCAAGGACCAUCCCCUGCACAUGCAGACGAUCGCCCGGAUGGAGGUGCAGACACGAGGGGCCUUUCUUCUGAUUAUGGAGAUCGUUCGUCUGCUUGGACUUGUAGAAGCCAACAUGGCGAGAGAGCAAGACCAGCUUCUCUUGAGACUGCUGAUACCAGUUGCCAAACUGUACACUGGGAAGCAGGCUUCUUCUGUUGUUGUUGAGGCAAUGGAGAGUUUUGGAGGACAAGGCUACAUGGAGGACACAGGCUUGCCGGUCAUAGUCCGUGAUGCUUUGGUGCUGUCCAUAUGGGAGGGAACAACAAAUAUCCUGUCACUUGAUGUCCUGCGAUCCCUCACCAAGAGCCAAGGACAGGCGAUGGCUGUGUUCUUCUCCACAGUGCAGAAAAAACUGGAGUUGGCUUCGAGCACUGCAAAUCUGGAACCCGCUGUGAAGCAAACACGGGAUGCCCUCGGCAGCCUCACGCGGUUCAUGGAGGCAGCUGGUUCCCAGGGGGCAGCGACCAUGGAGCUCGCAGCAAGAGACUUCUCCUACACCCUGGCGAGGAUCUACACAGGGGCUCUUUUAAUCGAACACGCAGCACGGUCUGAUGCUUCCUCCACCGACAUCGCCACUGCUCGAAGGUGGUGCAACCAGGAGCUGUGUCCCGUGGCCGCAGAGUUGGAGAACAGCAGCUACGAGGCGGAGGCCACACUCAUGGACAGCGCGCUGGCCUACGAGGGCAGCCCCGCCCGCAAAGACUAA